GUUAUCAACGCGUUGUUAUGGAGCUCGUGGAGUCUAGUUUGAAUCGCAAAAUAAUCUGAAACUUCCGCUUCUUUCUUCUUUGUUAAUAACAUGAACUUGAUCCAAACGAAGUAUUCAUUCUUAAAACAUGUCCUCUUUAGACCGACUUGAGGCAUUACGACAUCGUAACAAAGACUUAUUGAACCAGUUGAAUGAGCAGAGAGGGAAACUGGAGCGACUGAGAGGUUGCAGUCAAAGCGGCGAGAGGGAGGACGAGCCUGAGGAGAGGAGAGAGAGAGAGCCUGAGGAGAGGAGAGAGAGAGAGCCUGAGGAGAGGAGAGAGAGAGAGCCUGCGGAGAGGAGAGAGAGAGAGCCUGAGGAGAGGAGAGAGAGAGAGCCUGAGGAGAGGAGAGAGAGAGAGCCUGAGGAGAGGAGAGAGAGAGAGCCUGCAGAGGUCGUCAUCCAGACCGAUGGAGACCCCGCUCCAGCCAGGGCAGCCCUCGCCAAACCUACAGUGACAUUUGCAGAUGAAUGUGAGAAUCAAACCAGAGUCCAAGGCAAUGGAUCAAGACCAUGUUUGACCUCCAAACACAGCAGAGAGACAGCUGACCGUAGGCCUACAACAGCAUCAGACCAUUUCAAAAACAGCGACAGACCUUCUCAAGUCCACAACAGGCUGCGGGACACAAGGCCACCCAGCACCAAGUCCUGUCUAAGAAGUCAGAGUGAGGAGCAGAGGGAGGAGUGGAGUCGGGUCACAUCUCCGGUUGAUGGAUGUGAAGAGAUAUGUGCGUCUGACAGGCGUCAUUUGCAGCCUCUACUGGGAUACGACUGGAUAGCAGGAGUCCUUGACACUGAAGACUCCUUGAUUGAGCGCUCUGACGCUUUCUACAAUGACCUGCGCAUGUUCCGAUCGCUUAACAGAGACGAGUGUGUCCACAGCUCACAAGUAGAAUUUUCAGAGGAGAGUCAUUCAGUGCCGCCACCUCUAACUGGCAGUGAUGACCCAGAGGCUAACGUGGAUACUCAUCAGUGUACUUUCUCCUACAGGAUAAACAGCAGACUGUUCCCAGUGCCUCUUCACUCUCAGGAAUGCUGCCCGGUUUGCAAAAAGCACAAGUCCUCCCACCCUCACACUACUGCUGAACCAGCACUCAUCAGGGUCAGCAUCCCUCGCUCCACCCUCUUGCCAUCUUACAAAUACAAAGCUCAUCGGCGAUGCAGUUUUGACCCUUCAGACAGUUUGGGGUUACCAUCACACUGUCUCUCUGGCUGGUCAAACAAAGGUCAGAGCACGCUGCCUCCACCCAGCAGCCUCGACCUGAGGAGCAGUCUGGACAAAAAGAGCUCCACCGAGUUACUAUUAGAGGAUAUCCCUGAAUCCAAAAAGUCCAGUAACCAGGUGUGUGACCAGAUCUCAGAUGUCUCCUGCUUGGCUCGUCACAAAUUCCAACACUUCUCUCCUAAAAGGAAACUGGGAGGCAAAUCUUCCCCAAUGUACUGAUAAGUCGUCAACAUCUGCUUUAUUGAUUUUAGCAGUCCCUGUUAACCUUCCCAUGAUGCCCAAAAUGACUUCCUUUUUAAGUAUCUGCAAUGUAUUUUUUUUGUAAAUGUUUAAAUUUGAGUAAUCUCUGCUCUAAUGUGAAUUUUAUAAGUAGAGUUGAUACAGUGAUUUGAAUAGAGAAUGCCAGACUGCAUUGACAUCUGUAGUGAGAGGGUCAUGCAUAAUCAGCAGAAAAUGAAAUGCUAGAUAUUAGCAUUUAUUUCCUGUUGGAACAAAUUUAGACACCAAAUGUGACUGUCAGCAGCCUCAUGCAUGAGAGAAGAAGAUUACGACCAUCACGUCUUUUUGAAUCAUCUCAGUUACUCAGACACAACUUCCUUUCCAGCUCUUUGCUAUGGCUCUCAAUGCACUUCUGCUUUCUACUUCCUUUGCCGCUUCCUGAAAAAGGGACAGAGAGCUUUCUAGAGCCAGACUGUAGAGCGGCUGUCACUGUAAAGGAUGUUUUUCACAAGAAACCACAUAGAGCUCUGUGUCACAGUUUCUGAAUCAGUUCCACCUAUGACACUUAAGUUUUUCCACUUUGUGCAUUAUGAGCUAAAACAAUUGAAGACACGAAAACGUGUAAGUGCUCAUUCAAUUAAAUGAAAUGUAACUGUUGAUUCAUUCAUGUUGAAGAGCAACAUAUCUGAUUCUUUUUCUUUUGAACUUCAUUGCUUUGUUUUUUUUGCUGCACAAACCGCCGGUUUCAAAGCCAAACGCUGCCCGCUGCUGUUAUCUGUUACCAUACAGUUGAUCUUUAUCGUAGAUCUCGGAUUCUACGACACGAGUGAAGCGUUGUGCUAGAUCACAUUUGUGAUAAUGAGUUUCAGUUCAACACAAACUGUUUUUUUUAAUUAAAGAAGCACCUUGUAUUUUAAUUCUUUAAAUAAUGACUUGAAGGGCUGUGUUCAGAUAUCUCAGUUUAAGAAAAUGUACAAGAACAAAGUUAUCAGACGGUAUGAAAGUGGCAGUUAGUGUAUUCUGUGUGUUUUCCUUCUACUUUCUGUGGAAGUGAAGACUGAAUUGUCAGAUUUGUUUUAUGUCGGCAUGAUACUCAUUCAUUGAUUGUAAUUGGACAGAACCAUCCAGACAUUUAUUGUUUGCUUUUUGAGUAAGGGGGCAGGCAAAACAAGAUUUAUUCUUCUCCCUGCUCCUUUCCGUACAUGGGAUAAAGUGUGAAUUGUUUUUUUUUUCUUUUUCCUUUUCUGUUUUGUGUUUUGACAUGUACGGAACAAAAAAUUAAAAAUUAAAAAAUUAAAAA
Messenger RNA from Labrus mixtus (cuckoo wrasse), 2783 nucleotides. It is a transcript of the gene miip, whose product is annotated as migration and invasion inhibitory protein. Gene Ontology annotation, biological process: negative regulation of cell migration; negative regulation of G2/M transition of mitotic cell cycle. Lineage: Eukaryota; Metazoa; Chordata; Actinopteri; Labriformes; Labridae. The coding region runs from base 128 to 1483 and encodes 451 amino acids. The transcript has 9 exons. The record is from RefSeq and is a predicted model, not a curated record.